AACUCCGUUCAGCUGAGGACCAGCAAGGAUAUUCUCGACAGGUAGGGUGACAUGCGAGCUUGACAAUUUGUGGUGAACUCAAGAGCAGGGAGGAGCCACCAUGUCCUGAGUUCUUUCCUGGUUCACCGCUUGCACCCUUUGCGCUGCCACCAUCACCAUCACCGCCACCAAUUGGAUAACCCGUCCCAACUUCACCUACACAGGGGAUGGACACUUAAACUCGCUUGCAGUCAUCUACAAACGACAUAUUUAAUCAAUAUACUUACCCGAGCAGCGGAUGACUACAAGUGCUGUGUUUGUACUUUCUCGCGCUUGAAUCAGGAAACCAACGGAAUUAAAGCGACAAUAUCCGUACCAUGCUGUAGGAGUAUCGGACGGAAGGCCUGGGACGAGCUGUCUACAAGUACUUUCCUAAACUUGCUCCAUCCAUCCGAUACAUUGGCCAAAUCAAGAUGGCGGACUCUUCAACGACACGCAACACUAGGCUCUUUGGCCUACCGACAGAACUCAAUGACCAGAUCAUCUCCAAGCUGAACUACCAGGACCUUUGCUCCCUCCGUGCAACAUGUCACUCAGCCAGCGCAUUGAUUCCUUUGACUACACUCAAAACACUGCGGCAAAAUAUCAAGGCAAAGCUCCUCGACGAAGAGGCAACCGACUAUGCGCAGAGGGAAAUCAGGUACGGCAACAUGGCGCACUGGGCGCGUGCAUUUCCAACUGAGCGUCGGACCUGGUACACCAACGAUGCCAUCUGUAACAUCCACGCCAACUUCAUCACCAGAGCCUGUCGAUUGAACUGCUAUGCCUGCUUGCAGAAUCUGCCCCGGGAAUGCUUCACAGAUUCGCAAGUCAUGGGGAGUCGAAGUCUUGGGCACAAAGAUGCCGAAAGACGCUUCUGCAAAGUCUGUGGCGUAAAGAAAGGCAUCUGGGCGAGAGGCACCACGAUCAAAGAAGCCAAGGGUACUUGGGUUGUCUGCAAAGGAUGUGCCUCCAUCAGGACAGCAGACUCGAAGUACAAGCGCGAUGGUGUCUGUUCUGCCCAGUGCCUUUCCCAAGUGAUCAAGGAGUACCAGAAUACCACUUCGAAGCCCUGCACAUCUAAGGGAACUAGCUACAUUUCACAAAACUCCAGUACAAGUGCAGAAUCCCAUGAAACCAGGACGUCAAACACUCGGGCAACUCGAUGCUUGCGAUGCUGGGCAAUCAGCCAUACCGAGAAGGUGGCAGACGGCGAAUUGGCUCUACAUCUAUGCAAAGAGUGUGAGGCUUUUACUCGGUCGUCAUAGUCGAGGUACUUGGAGAUCUUGAGAUGAAUUUCGCAGGGAAGAUUUGCGAGCGCAGUCAUUGUCUUGUCAUUGUCCCCAGCAAUUUGAAGAGCGACCUCAUUUUGUGUCAUGUUAUCGCGGUCCGUCCGGAAAGUUAGAGUGUUGGGUGAAGAGGGUCGCGUCGCCGUUGUUUGAUGUAAGCAACAACCAACAGGCUUCUGGCGACUGAUGAAAGGGGUUCACAGCAGAAAUACUCACGCAGCAGAGGCAGCAGAUGGACUUUUUGCAGGCAGUGACACAUAGACUCCUACUGCCUCAUCCAAGCAGUGACAAGAACAGAUGACUGCUGUCCGAGGCAGUCAAGCACACAAAAUUUU
Messenger RNA from Exophiala xenobiotica, 1642 nucleotides. RefSeq lists its product as uncharacterized. The record is from RefSeq and is a predicted model, not a curated record. Bases 453 to 1286 code for a protein of 277 amino acids. Gene Ontology annotation, molecular function: protein binding. The transcript has a single exon. Lineage: Eukaryota; Fungi; Ascomycota; Eurotiomycetes; Chaetothyriales; Herpotrichiellaceae.